Molecule: messenger RNA, 111 nt
Organism: Babesia microti strain RI
Lineage: Eukaryota; Apicomplexa; Aconoidasida; Piroplasmida; Babesiidae
Exons: 1
Coding region: 1-111 (36 amino acids)
Source: RefSeq, a predicted model, not a curated record
AUGCGUGAUAUUAUUGACCAGGGCAUUUGCAGCUGGGGCCAGGCCAUCCUUGCGGAAGGGGCAAAAUCGUUGCACGUGACGCCUAGCGGAUGCGCGAUAAUUGCUAGUUGA